This is a messenger RNA of Acanthaster planci (crown-of-thorns starfish), 3841 nucleotides long. RefSeq names its product transmembrane protein 26-like. Lineage: Eukaryota; Metazoa; Echinodermata; Asteroidea; Valvatida; Acanthasteridae. The record is from RefSeq and is a predicted model, not a curated record.
CGGUUUCGGUUGAUGUGCUAUGCUUGAACGGCAUCACUGAGCGCCACCUGACGCGGUUAAUUCCCUUCUGGCGUCACGUCGAGCGGCAAGUCCAAAGAUCGCUUACUUUAGCCCCACACUUCAACUAGACUAAACAUUAUCAAGACAAGAGAUAAUACAGAUUCAAACUCAAUUAUUCUCAUUGCUUGACCAGCAGUCUGAAGUAUACAGGCACCCUGACACCGCCUCCGUUGUAGACAGCAAGGAUGACGAUUCUCUCAAAGUCCAAAGCCAUCUUCGUGAGGCUGCUCUUCGGGGCGCACGGCACGCUCGCGGUGAUCGCGUUGGUCAACAUCACGGAGAUCCGGUGGUUCUACCUGGCCGAGUGUCUAGUGGCCGUGUCCCUCCUUGAGGCUUUCGUGACGCUGAAGGUGAACAAACACGCUGAGUGGAAAUGGUUUCUGCCCAGCGUUUUCCUGUACUUGCUGUGGAUUGUCCCUCCCAUUGUGCUACUGGAGUCCUACGCCAUGGACUAUCGUCAGUUCCGGCUCGACAUGUCCGAAAACGGUCGCUGCUUUGUCGAUUUCAACGACGUUUGUGUCGGCCAGAAUGGUAGCAUCGAUUACGUGGACAACAGUGAGGUUGAUAUGUCUAACGGAGUACUCGAUCAGACGACAUACGACGAAGCCCGCCAUUACGCUCUCGUCUUCCAGCAAACGAUGAUGUUGGUUCUCAUCGGCGGAAGGUGGCUGGGUCCCAAGGGGGCCCUCACUCGCGACCAGUUGUCCCAGCUUCUCCUGGCCCUGACAGGCAUGGCCGCCGACAUGCUGGAGUUCGUGACGGAGACGGUGAAGCUGGAGGAGACGGCCUGCGACUACCUCCUGAUCUAUAUCAUCCUGGGCAUCUGGGCCUGGAGCCUGCUGCAGUUCACCUUAGGGCUGACGGCCACCAAGCAGAAGAAGACCAGGGUGGUGGGCCCCAGCCCCUCCGCACGGAACCCCAUCACCAGCAUCGCCGCCUGCUGCGAGACGGAGAUGUGGGCCCUCAUGGUUAGCGUCGUCAUGCAAGACGGGCCUUACCUGACUGCGCGCCUCUACAUCAUGUUUACCGUCCAGAACUUUGGCCAAACAAUGAUAUUCUUCACGGCCAAGAACGGCAUUCUCUUCUUGCUCCAAGUGUACCGACUGUACGUGGUUAUCAUCGAGAGACGCCGGGCGGGGCGAGAGGGAAGGAAGUCUAGGGAUGAAGAGGAGGAAGAAGACAGCGCAUUCGAGAUCAAGGAAGCACGAACGCCUACAACACCAAUAAAUGGAUCCUAAGGCCCCUGACCAGGCGAGGCAGAUAGUGGAAGUGCAGCAGCUCAUUCACGUGAGAUGGUCAUACUAAUGGAGGCCAUUGUGGUGUUCAAAUAGUGCAUUGCACUUCGCCUAAAAUGGACAUUGAUUGUAUGAAGGGAUAUACAUCCAGGGCAACUUUGAUCUGUGCAGCGGCGCAGCCAGCUUUAAAGAUCGGUUCAUACUUCAUUCGAAUGUAAAAUCGAAGCAAAUUGACUCACAAAACAUUUGCAAAGGAGUUCCCUUGAAACUGGUUCCUAAUGGAGCGAAGACUACACUAUCCAAUCAAAUCAUGUUGAGCGGGGAUGAGAAGUUCAACUUCUCUCAGUGAAAGUGCUGAGUCAUUUAUUGCACAAUGGGGAGCAAUUACCCUACAUUUCUCAUGAAAACAUAAACGGUGUUCUUAUACGAUCUGCCAAAGGGAAUGUAUUAAAUUAAGGGAACUCUUAUUGUUGCAUACCAUUUUUUGCAAUCAGUGUUCAUAAGUUCAUUACGUUAUUCUCAUUUAUUUUAAUGUUUUACAAAUGUUACUGUGCACUGGCUAUUUUAGAGGGAUGAUACAUUUUGGACUUCUUGGAAAUGUACCUGCCAACCCAACCUUUGUCCUGUGAUCUAUAACGCCUUGUGUAGACAGCAAUUAUCAAACUUCCGAGUUUCCGCAUUUCCAUGACGGAUAAGUGAUCUUGGAAAGAUGGCACAUGGAGAUUUUUCAGUUUUACUUCUUUCCCCGAUAACCCUAUCUCGGAAAGACGUCAUCCUCUGAUAUCGUGUCCAGGAAAGAAUGUUUCCUAAUUAUACGUUAUAAAGUAUUUCGAAAUGAUAUCGUGUCUCGGAAAGAUGUCCAAACUUGGGUCCAUGUUUCAAAGCCGACAAUCAAACUUGAGUUACCUAACCGUGGCGCGUGUGUGUGUGACACACAAAUCGUGCAGUCGCACAAAAAAGUACUAGACAUGAAUACACGGUCCGCUAAAGAUAGGACGGGCCACAGGGCUUCUCAGUCCCAACGUGUUGAGGAAGAGAUCCUGGCGAAAAUGUUGGUUGAAAAUGUCAACGGUGAUAAGGCAGUGGCCUUCGCGAAACCAAUGACAAUUCACUUCACGUAAAUACUCCUAUAGCCUGUUGGAUAGCAAACCCCUAACUUGGGAAAUCGCAGUGACAAAGUAUGCAGGCUGCUGUGGUGUAAUUUGAGCCUGAAGCUAACUAAUUCUCGCGCUUAAAAAAUUGUUAUUCCUUUUUGAAGUCCAAAAAAUCGCCGGAACAAAAUGUACCUGUUAGUUUUGACAUCAAAGAGGACAUCAACUUUCAUUGAAGUCUUUGGACAGGUUUUUCUUUGCCACAGAGGACAGAACACACAGGAAACGAAGAGUACGUUUCCCUGUCCUGAAUGGUAAACCAUGCUCAGUGGUAGGUGCUUGUAGUUAGCCUAUGGCAUAGUGUCAUCAUUAUUGCUGGAACAAAGGCCAACAUAAUCCCCUCCUCGGCGGUAUAGCAAAACACGACUGUGAAUAUAAAUGCGUGGCAUCUGGGGUUUUCUGGGAAUGAAGCAUUUGAUACUUACAACAAACUCAUGUUAUUUAGGUUUCGCUAAACUCCAUUUUUUGAAAGUUCAAACUCUUCAUUUCUGCUACCUUUUUAAUGGCAUGCAGAUUUUAUUCUGAGUGUGGUUCGGCCGUAGUGUAACAAUCAAUUGUAAAUAAAAAAGGAUGAAGUAUGGGAGACGAAGAAAAAAACAAUAUUUUGUCAAGUGUACUUGGUUUGGCUGCACAUUAUUUUUCCUCAUUAUCCCAUUUAAUAUUUUUGGUGGUUUUUUGUGUACAGUUCACUGUUACACAUAUGAGGUAACUUUUGCAAGUAGUUUCAUUUGAAAUAUUUUAUCAUUUAGCUUAUACUUAGCUUUUUAGCAUUGCUUAGAAAUAUAUUUGUUAUUCUUAGGUAACUUUAAUUUGCUUAGUCGGGGACCCUUUAUGAACCCCCUAUCUUACUAAUGAGUCCAUCUUCAAAAAUAAACUUGUUAAUGUUUUGUUGCCACAGGUCGGGUAAGGACAAUCCCUUAAAGUCUUAGCGUCUUACUUGAAGAAGUUUGUUGUAUCAUUGGAAACCGUGCACGAUAUUGGGCCAAUGGGUAACCCCCCCAUAUCCAAUCCCUAUACACACUCUAGACUAUUGUUACCUAACACAUCCCCGCAGAAGUCUUUAAAGAAUUCCGGAGAUUCCGAUCAAACAAUGACCAACACAAAGGUGGGGGGGUUCUCUCCGCCCCAUAUCUUGCAUCAUAUGGAUCAUAGAGGAAGGGAGGAAGGACAUAGGAGUUUAAACUGCCUGGGCUAUAACAUCAGUGCUGGCCAAUUACUGCUUUCUGGCAUGCCUGGUAUGUCCAUAGCCAGAGCGCAGUGCAUGCUUGCUACGCACCACAAGCCGCCUUUGUCCCCCAUGAUCACCGCCGCAAUUUUUCGUUAGGAAACUGCACCCCUAGAACGUUAUGUACUGCAGUAUAGGAAGUUGAAUAUUCAUGCCAUCGUUGGUGCUUG